Molecule: messenger RNA, 1639 nt
Organism: Ricinus communis (castor bean)
Lineage: Eukaryota; Viridiplantae; Streptophyta; Magnoliopsida; Malpighiales; Euphorbiaceae
Product: mannose-1-phosphate guanyltransferase alpha
Exons: 15
Coding region: 185-1435 (416 amino acids)
Biological process (GO): biosynthetic process
Cellular component (GO): cytoplasm
Source: RefSeq, a predicted model, not a curated record
CAUACAUCGUCUGUGUGCCUAUACUCUCAGCAACCUUCAACUCGUGUUAAACUGAAAUUUCAAAAACAAAAUGAAAAAAGACUAGUCCGUUUAUUAUCUAGGCAUACUAAUAAUACUUGCAGUUUCAGUUUUUCUUUCGUAAAUAAACUAAAACCACUUGUGGGUUUCAGUCAGGGUUCUAGGAAUGGCAGAUUCCCAGGACAAGGUGGUUGCUGUGAUCAUGGUCGGCGGGCCAACCAAAGGUACUAGAUUUAGGCCACUUUCUUUCAAUACUCCAAAGCCUCUGUUCCCAUUAGCUGGACAGCCUAUGGUCCAUCAUCACAUUUAUGCUUGCAAAAGGAUACCAAAUUUAGCGAGGAUUUUCCUACUUGGGUUCUAUGAGGAGCGUGAAUUUACUUUAUACGUUUCUUCAAUCUCUAAUGAAUUCAAAGUACCUGUAAGAUACUUGAAAGAGAACAAACCACAUGGUUCUGCUGGUGGUCUUUAUUACUUUAGAGAUUUGAUCAUGGAAGACAGCCCGUCACAUAUCCUUUUGUUGAAUUGCGAUGUUUGUUGCAGUUUUCCAUUGCCAGAUAUGCUUGAGGCACACAAAACAUAUGGUGGGAUGGGAACAAUGUUAGUAAUCAAGGUUUCUGCGGAAUCAGCUGACCAGUUUGGUGAAUUGGUUGCCGAUCCAACCACCAAAGAACUGCUGCAUUACAUAGAGAAACCAGAAACUUUUGUAAGUGAUCUAAUAAACUGUGGUGUCUAUGUCUUCACGCCAGAGAUCUUUACUGCCAUUCAAGGUGUCUCCAGUAAUCGGGAAGGAAGAGGAAAUGUACUUCGAUUUUCCAGCUUCGAGGGUGCCCAGUCUUUGACAAGGUCCAGUCUUCCUAUAGAUUUUGUCAGGUUAGAUCAAGAUAUUUUAUCACCUCUUGCUGGAAAGAAGCAAUUAUAUACAUAUGAGACCAUGGAUUUCUGGGAACAAAUCAAGACUCCAGGGAUGUCUUUGAAGUGCUCUGCUUUAUAUCUUUCCCAAUAUCGUUUUACCUCUCCUCAUCUUUUGGCCAACGGUAAUGGAACUAGGAGUGCUAGCAUCAUUGGUGAUGUUUAUGUUCAUCCUUCAGCAAAAGUGCACCCAACUGCAAAGAUUGGUCCCAAUGUCUCUAUUUCCGCAAAUGUUCGUGUGGGAGCAGGCGUGAGGCUUAGAAGUUGCAUCAUCUUAGAUGAUGUUGAAAUUCAGGAAAAUGCAGUUGUUAUGAACUCGAUUGUUGGUUGGAAGUCAUCUCUAGGAAGAUGGUCAAGAGUCCAGGCUGAUGGAGACUAUAAUACAAAGCUUGGAAUAACCAUCCUCGGUGAAGCUGUGACGGUUGAAGAUGAAGUGGUCGUUACUAACUGUAUUGUUCUUCCAAACAAGAUUAUUAAUUGUAGAGAACAGGAGGAGAUCAUCCUGUAAAAAUGGAGAAACUGUUCUCAUUCAAUCCGUCAGAACACUGGCGUUUGGAUUUCUGCUUUCGUUUUAUAGAGAUUAAAAAUAAACGGAGCCUAUCAGGAGUUGGAAGUCGUGUGUAAUUUUAUUUUAUUUUAUCUUUUUGUUUUCUACCAAGAUUUUGCUGUCCAGCCGUUGUAGAAAUGGAAAUGAAAUCAAAUUUUUGGAAUA